GGGACGCCUGCUCGUCACGGGCGUCCAGCGCGAAAGGUAGACCGAUAAAGGAGGCCUUCUGGACCUCCCGCACUGCCGCAGCUGGAUCACGAGGUCAGAAAGGCAUUUAUGCGGCCAUAAAUGGCUGCAGAGCAGAGCAGUGGCAGCAAUGCUUCUCCUGCCGAAAGAGCACCGGCCAAAGCUGCGCUAUCGAUCUUGGGUGCAAUAACCGCAGCCCUAUUUGCUGUCGCCGUAGCGGUCUCGCAACAACGGCACGAUAAUACGCCACGCCUCGACUUGCGCUACUGCGAGGGCGGGCUGCGGCCGCGACCCGCGUUUGCGCUAGCGCAGCCGCGCCGGUUUGCGCCAGUGCCACCCGCGGACGGCGCGGCGCCGGGCUGCGGCGCGCUACCGCCGGUGCGAGGUGCCUAUCCCACCACUCGUAAGCUCGAGGACAUCGUCGCAAGCUGGCCCAUCAACGACACGCGCAUUCACGCUCCAGUCGGCGGCCUCUGCCGCUUCGACUGGUCGAAAUCCGAGGACCGCGUGAAGGCCCUCGCGUAUCGACGGGCCGAGGUGCCCUUCCAGGCGUUCAACGUUCCCUCGCUGGACGCCGCCGUCGACCGGUGGAGCAGCGACGACUACGUAGGGAAUAUGUGGCACGGCGCCGCGACCGCGGAAGUUUCAACCUAUCCACGCGGCGACUUCGCGCACGGGCCCAAUCACUUCAUGUUCCACCACGCGGGGAGCUCCGCCCACGCACCGACGACCUCACGGAGCACGACGCUCCGGCAGUGGCUGGCGCGAGACGCCGCGGCGACGCCCGAGUACCUCUCGUUCGAGGUGCCGUACGCCCACGGCGGCGUCGACCGGCGCGGCGGCGGUGCUCGCGGCGAGAGCGUGUUGCACAAAGAGCUGCCGCUGUUCGAUGCCGCAGUUCAAUCGGAUGAGAGCCGCUUUUUCGCGCCGGGCGAAGAGGACUUCGCGGACGCGCGCUGGCCCCGCGGCAUCGUCUGCAAAGGCGGCGACGAAGGUGUAAUUGGCGCGGAAGCGCACUGGGACGCGUCCCGCAACUUCAUCGCACAAGUUCGGGGCGCGCGGCGGUUCAUACUGGCGGACCCGGAAGAAGCCUGCGCCAUGCAAUUGUUGCCGCGGGGGCACGCUUCGCACCGCCAUUCUUCCGUAGAUUGGUCGCAGCCUGCUACACAGUGGCCCGCGGAGCUCCGAUCGGUCCGGGCGUACGACGUCGUGCAGCGUCCGGGUGAUGUGCUCUAUCUACCGCAGUACCACAUGCACUACAUCAUCAGCCUCGAUCGAAACCUGCAGUGCAACAGCGUGCGCGGUCGGGACCUGCGCGAAACGCCAAAAACGAGGGAGUGCUUACAACUCGGGCCAAAUUUCGAGUGCUCGCGGCCACCGACGGCGUUCGAAGUGCCGGUAGCGCUACUCGACGCCGAUCGAGGACUAGUACGCGCCUGCGUCGUUGAGUUUGGCCCUCGGGAAGCGGAGCCCGCGGCCUAUCCCAUGUUUUCGGACUUGCCGCGUCCGCGGGGCGUGAGCUGCCGCGUCGUGGCGCUGGACGAACUAGUCGCAGAUGCGCGGUGGCGGCUCGGCGGGCAGGGCGGGAGACCGGCGCUUGAGCCGUCGGGAUUUGUUUUCCACCUCUCUCGCUCGGGCUCAACGCUCAUCGCGAACUCGUUACAAACAGCACCGAAGGCGCUCGUGUUGUCGGAGCCGGAGAUCCUGGCCGAGGUUCUCGCUCGCGCGCCCUCGCUGCUGAGGGACGUCUUCGAGGUUUUUGGGUCCUCCAACUACCACACGCACAUGGUGGUUAAAUGGCAAAGUGCCAUGGUGGUCCACGCGCAGAGACUGGCGGAGAUAUUCCCCGCGACGCCGUUAAUCGUCGCCUACCGAGACCCGGCGGAUAUCCUCGCGGCGCACCUUUUCGAAGACAAACCGCCGUGCGCGGCGCCUUAUCGGCCCGGAGACAAACUCGGCGAAGCCUCAGCGACGCUUCCGGGGGGCAACGGUGAAGACGUGGGCCGGCGCUGCGUCGCGCGCCUCGCGGCAACGAUGGACGCGGCAUUGGCGCUCGAAGACGCGACGUUCGUCGACUAUGGCGAGCUUCCGGAUGCCAUUGACGACAUCGCGGCGAGAUUCGGCCUCCCGACCGUAAACGUGUCGCGCGUCGCCGGCGUCGACGCGAAAGCAGGAGGCGCCUACAAGAGUCUUGCCGCGACGAAGCGCGCCGCGCUCCCCGAGGAUCUUUGGGCCUGGGCGGCGCCCCACCUCUCGCCGCGCUACGCCGCGCUGCGCCGUCGGUGAGGCGAAGGAAACUGUUCAUAGUAGUGUAC
This is a messenger RNA of Pelagomonas calceolata, 2333 nucleotides long. Lineage: Eukaryota; Pelagophyceae; Pelagomonadales; Pelagomonadaceae. The record is from the annotation of a GenBank genome assembly.